Messenger RNA from Phaeoacremonium minimum UCRPA7, 1704 nucleotides. RefSeq names its product putative mfs multidrug protein. Gene Ontology annotation, molecular function: transmembrane transporter activity. NCBI's taxonomy places the organism in Eukaryota, Fungi, Ascomycota, Sordariomycetes, Togniniales, Togniniaceae. The transcript has 2 exons. The record is from RefSeq and is a predicted model, not a curated record. Gene Ontology annotation, biological process: transmembrane transport. The coding region runs from base 1 to 1704 and encodes 567 amino acids.
AUGUCACAAACAACACAGUCAAUCUCCUAUUCAGGAGAUGUCGAGAGAAAUGAAGGUCUGGAGCCCACGAAUCUGAAGGAGGUCGAUCCCUCUGAGAAACCCUCCGACCCAACUGGAUCAUCAAUUACAGAGAAAAAGCCCGAUAUCGAAUAUCCCCCUCUUCGAACAGUCAUAGUGGUUAUGCUCGGCUUGUACAUCUCGAUGUUCUUGGUAGCCCUGGAUCGCAUCAUCAUCUCAACAGCCGUGCCUAAGAUCACGGACGAGUUUCAUUCGAUAGGAGACAUCGGCUGGUAUGGCAGCGCCUACGUGCUCGCCAGCUGCGCGACUCAGCUACUCUUCGGUCGUUUAUACAGCUUCUACAAUGGCAAAUUUGUUUUCCUUGGCUGCAUCCUUCUGUUUGAAGUUGGAUCAGCCCUCUGUGGAGCUGCACCCAACUCCAUCGCCUUCAUCAUCGGUCGAGCAAUAGCAGGAGCUGGGUCAGCUGGAGUGUUCUCAGGAGUGAUUGUUAUCAUGAUUCCUCUUGCGCCACUUGAGAAGCGGCCAAUGUAUCAGGGGCUCCUUGGCGCCAUCUUCGGUGUCUCGUCUGUGAUUGGGCCUUUGGUUGGAGGUGCUUUCACCAAGAACGCAUCUCUCACGUGGAGGUGGUGCUUCUACAUUAAUCUCCCCAUCGGCGCGGUCUCGAUAUUCAUAGUUUUGUUUUUCCUUCAUGUUCCGCCACCUCGACAGGCAUCCCUCACCGCGAAGGAGAAGUUUUUUCGGAUGGAUCCGCUGGGCAACCUAUUCUUUGCUCCAAGCAUCAUCUGCCUCCUCUUGGCUCUCCAGUGGGGUGGUAGCACAUACGAAUGGAGUAACGGAAGAGUCAUUGCGCUCCUGGUUCUCUUUGAGGUUCUCCUCAUACUCUGGAUCAUCAUUCAGGGCCGCAGUGGGGAUAAUGCCACCGUACCAGCCCGCGUCUUCCUUCAACGCAGUAUCAUGGCCGGUUUCACUUUUUCGAAUUGCAUUGGUGGAGUCAUGCUUGCCUUCAGCUACUACAUGCCAAUCUGGUUCCAGGCUAUCGAUAACGUUGAUGCAUUACAGUCGGGUAUCCGGACCUUGCCGUUUGUCUUGGCCCUUGUUGUAGCGAGCAUCAUUGCCGGCGGCUGUGUGAGCCGCUUCGGCUACUACGCACCUUUCACGAUCGCUUGUGCCUGUCUCAUGUCCAUUGGCACUGGUCUGCUCACGACACUGAAAGUCGAUAGUGGUAGUGGCGCUUGGAUCGGCUUCCAGUUCCUCACGGGCUUUGGUAUGGGAUUUGGCAUGCAACAAUCCGGCAUCGCAGCACAAGUCGUUCUCGCGCCCGAGGAUGUGCCUAUCGGCGCAUCACUGAUGAUGUUCGGCCAGAGUCUCGGAGGCUCAGUGUUUGUGUGUGUAGCGCAGAACGUGUUUAUUCAGAAACUCGUCACAAAUCUCUCCAAAGUGUUGCCGAGCGCCAGUGCAGAGGUCUUGGCCGGCGUAGGGGCAACUGAUUUACGGCAAUUCGUGCCGGAGGACUUGUUGCCUACCGUGCUGGUGCAGUAUAAUAAGGCAGUCACAACAACGUUCUAUGUCGGUACCGCGGUUGCGUGUUUCUCGAUUGUCCCUGCUCUAGCUUUCGAGUGGAAAAGUGUUAAGGGGAAACGUGGUCCUCAGGCUGUUGAUGGCGAAGUAGCAACGAAGGAAGUCUAG